GGUUACGAUGGACGACAUAUACGAGCUAAACUUAAAAAAUGUAACCGCCUGGAUUGCUGCUGGUGCAAUGAUUUUCGGCGCAGUUGUGCCGUACGUGCCGCAAUACAAAGAGAUCAAAAGAAAGGAGGAUGCGGAAGGAUUCUCCCUUUACGUCUGUCUUACUCUUCUAAUCGCCAACACGCUCCGUAUACUAUUCUGGUUUGGUAAACAUUAUGAACUUCCUCUCCUGUUACAAAGUAUACUUAUGAUCAUAGCAAUGUUUAUUAUGAUUAAGCUUUGUAUUAAUAUACAGAACAAGACACAGAUAAUCAGACCAAAGGAGCGUGUACUUACAGAUUUAGAUGCUAGAUUUUUUUGGAAAUGGACAGAUUUCAAGUCCUAUCUGGGUUUCAUGAUUUUAUUUGCUAGUAUAAGUGGGAUACUAACAUAUUUAUUUCUGGACAUACCACCAUUUAUCGAAAUUGUUGGGUUCUUGGCAGUAUUAAUAGAAGCUAUGCUAGGCGUACCUCAAUUUCUACGCAAUUCAUCUCACAAAUCAACCAUAGGAAUGAGUAUAGCUAUGGUAGCUAUGUGGACAGUGGGAGAUAUUUUCAAAACAUGCUACUUCGUUUUGAGGGAUACUCCCGUUCAAUUCCAAGUAUGUGGAGUUCUGCAAGUCACGAUUGAUAUCGCUAUCUUAGCACAAGUGUAUCUUUAUAAAGCUAAUAACACUGGACACAUAAGGACCCCCAUCAGAUCGGAUUGA
Messenger RNA from Ooceraea biroi (clonal raider ant), 745 nucleotides. Its product is annotated as PQ-loop repeat-containing protein 1. Gene Ontology annotation, cellular component: trans-Golgi network; endosome. Lineage: Eukaryota; Metazoa; Arthropoda; Insecta; Hymenoptera; Formicidae. Gene Ontology annotation, biological process: retrograde transport, endosome to Golgi; phospholipid translocation. The record is from RefSeq and is a predicted model, not a curated record.